Hydra vulgaris (swiftwater hydra) is the source of this 5625-nucleotide messenger RNA. Its product is annotated as hornerin. NCBI's taxonomy places the organism in Eukaryota, Metazoa, Cnidaria, Hydrozoa, Anthoathecata, Hydridae. The record is from RefSeq and is a predicted model, not a curated record. Gene Ontology annotation, cellular component: neuromuscular junction; neuronal cell body; presynaptic active zone cytoplasmic component. Gene Ontology annotation, molecular function: double-stranded DNA binding; microtubule binding; syntaxin-1 binding. Gene Ontology annotation, biological process: regulation of microtubule depolymerization; neuromuscular junction development; double-strand break repair via homologous recombination.
UGAUAAUUUUGGUUUCUUCCUGCAAACAAAAUUUUUACCAACGUAAAAUGUUUUAGAUAAAAUUAUUCUUUGAGUUUUAUUUUUUCAAGUUUUACUAUAUUUAACUUCUUAUUAUAUAAGUCAAACAAAUUUUAAAGCCAUGAAAUGCAAGUGGUUGGAGGUGCUACUUCUACUGAGUAUUUGCGUGGGUUCACAAUCUAGACCCGUUGUAGACAACAGUGAAAUACUCCAAGUAAUUAAAGAUAUAAGUAGCUUGGAUAGUUUAAUAAGUGAAAACGACGCUGCGGAUGAUAAUGAUGACGAUGAUGAAGAAGAGACUGAUAAAGAUAAUGUUAAUGUAAAAAUUCUCAAAGAUGCAAACUCUACAAAAAAAGCUCUUAUUCAUAACAUAACUGUUAAUAAAGAUUAUUCAGUUAAAAAUGAAAUAGCUAAGUCAGAUAAAGAAACUGAAGUGGACACUAUACCGGUUGGUCAGCGUUUGACUAGUGAACAAAAAAUUGAAAGUAAACCAAAUGCUGCUGAGGAAACUAAAAGUAGUCAUCCCGAAAAUAAAUCUCAAGAGACUACAAACGAAAAAGCUGUAGAAAAACUGGCAGAAAAAAAUUCCAGUCCAGAAAAAAAUGUAACUGCUACGGAUUCGUCCACAAUGAGAAACCAAAAAUCAAAAGAAAGUGAAAGUAACAAUAAAGGUAAAGAAUCUGAAUCAAAAGCAAAGAGUUUAAUUUCUAAAAAGGAAGAAAAAGCUGUGAGCUCUGAAGAUGAAGAAGACGACAACGAUGACGAAGAAGAAGAAAAAGAAAGUGAAGAAGUUGGUUCAGGAGCUGAUGAGGAUGUAGAAACAAAAUCAAACAUUGAAAAUACAAAAAAAUCAGAAAAUAAAACCCCUAAAGAGGAGUAUGAAACCCAAGAACAAUCUGAAUCUUCGUUUGUUGAACCCUCAUCUAUUGAAUCUUCAUCAGUUGAAAGUGAUGAAGUUGAACCAGAAGAACAAGAUGAUAAAGUCAAGAUGUUUUUUAUUUCUCCUUUUGAAAAAAGCAAAGACAAAGACUCUACAACAAGACAGGUUUUAACUUAUCCAGCCGUAAGUCAAGGUAGUUCUAUUCACCAUCACGGAAGCCCUUCGCAUGUUUGGAGUAGUGAUUAUCCUUACUUCGCGUAUGGCUACAGCUGGGGAUGUGGAAACCAUAUAAAUAGCGCAGAUCAUCAUGUUUUUAAAAAAUCUAAAUUAAAAAAUCAUAAAGAUAAUAAAAAGAGUGAUCUGCUAUGUCGUGACUAUAUGCUCCUUCCAGCAAUUACACCAGCUGCUAUUCGCGCUGUAGAAGAAAAAGAAGAAAAUGCAAAAACCAGGCAGAAUGUGAUUGCCAAGGACAUUGCAUGCUCUGAGGAUGAUACUGAUUGCACACAGCGUCAAGUUAUUGGAAACAUGGCAGGUGGAUCAUUAUUUGGGGAUGGAAUGGGAGGUCUUGGUAUGGGAUUUCCAGGUAUUGGUGGCAUUCAUACAGGUGUCAGUGGUUAUAACUUAGCAGGUGGGCUCGGACACAAUCAUGGUCAUGGUAUUGUUCAUGAGUAUGGACAUGGAGAUGGUCAUGGAAACGGACAUGGGUUUCCCCAUAGUCAUGAGUACCACCAUGGUUUUGAAGAAGGAAAUAGUGAAUUAGGAAAUGCAUACGGUGGAGGUUUUGGUGAUGGUUUAGAUAGUGGUGUUAAUGGAUAUAAUGAAGGCUUUGGGCAUUAUGCUGUGUCAAACAAAAAUGAUGCUUCAAGUGAAAAAGCAGAAAAAAAAGCAAAUGUAAAAAAUAAAAAACACACAGCUAAAAAGAAGCAUAUUGUUGGAACAUUAGAUGAUGAAAAUGAAUCAGGAUAUCAAGGAAUUAAUCAAUUUGGCGGAGAAUUUGGUAACACCGAAUUUGCAGGAAGUCACGGAUUAGGUAGCAGAAUUGUUUAUCCUCUAACCAACGGAAUAACAAACGGAGUUUAUGGUGAAAAUUCAAACGUUCUUGGUGUUGGCUUAAAAAACAAAAAUAUUCUGAAUACCGAUAUAUAUGCUCACCCCCUAAACAAUGCUCCAAGUUUUAAUUUAGCUGGUGGUCAUUUUGCUAGCAGCAACCUUGUUGGUGGCAAUUUAGCAAACUUUGGUGGUGUGAUUAACGAUCGCUUUAAUAACUUUGGAAGUGGAAAUAUGGUUAACGACGGUAGUUAUCCUUUAGGAACAUUCGAUGACGGGCGUAUGUAUAACAAUGAUGCUGAGUACGAACCUGAGUCUGGAAAUAUGGGUGACGGUGUUGGGCACCCUUACUAUCCAAAUAGUCACAUCGAAGAAAAUGAUGGAUACGGUCCUCCAAUUAUGGGGCCACCAUUAAGAAAUGCAUUUGGCUAUUCAAACUUAGAGCACAGUUUUCAGAAUAAUCCAGGUGCUAUGAAGAUGGGUUACGGUGGAAGUAUUGGGCAUAUUGGUGGACUUGAAGUAAAUGGUAUUCACUCUAAUUUUGCUUAUAAGUCAAAAAUAAAAAAGAAGAAAAAUAAAAAACAAGUGAGAGGAAAUGUUCGUCAAGAUAUUGCAAUGCCAGAUGAACAAGCAAUGAUGGAUGUCACUAAACAACGACAACUUAUUGGUUCUCUUGGUGCAAGCACAUUAUUUAGCGAUAACGUUGGGGGAAUGGGACUAGGCUAUCCAGGAAUACCUGGAAUGUCAUCUGGAAUUUCAGGUAUACCUGGAGAAUAUGGAGGAAAUGGAGGAUAUGGUCAAGGGUGGAGUGGUCAUGGUACUGGUUUACACCCUCAUGGUUAUAACAACUACGCAGAUGAAGAAGGACAUGGAGGAGAUUUCGGAAAUUUUGGAAACCAUGGCGAAGAAACAUCACAUGAAGGAGGUUAUGAUAGAUCAAUUUACAAAAAUAUUGAACAAGAAAAUCAACAAAGCCAUGAAGAAGCAUUAAGCCAAAAACGAGGUAUUAUCUAUUCUCCAGCGGAAAAACAAGAACGUAACAAUGCACAACUUAUUGCAUCAAACACUGUUGACAUUCCCGCUCAGGAUCUGGAUGACAUUAAAUACUUAACAAAUAUAGAUCGCAGACUACCGCGUUACGUCAGCCAUUUACCUAAUCAACUCUCAGAUGAAAACUUUAAUGACAUACAGCAUUUGACAAGGUACAAUAGUAAUUCGGACCACGGUGACCUUAACUAUUAUCAACCACGACACGUACAUAUUGGCGUUGGAACACCAAAUGUAAAAGUUGAAGUAGAAACAAGUAAAUCAGAGAUAGCUCAUAACCCUAGUGUGCAUGUUUCAUUUCAAAAAAUGAGUGAAAUAAAAAAGUUGGUUCAUGAAGUAUCUGAUUCUUUAAAAAGAACAAACAUCAAGCUAAAUGCCCUAAAAAAAGGGCACACACCUAAUUCAGUUGGUGGAAAAAGACAAAUUACACCAGCAUUUACACCAGUUGUUGCUGAGCCAGUUGGCGUACCUGAUAUGCGAUAUCCAGUUCCAGCAGCAGACAGAUAUCCACUAGGAGCAGGAUAUAUUUGGCCAUCAAGAAACUAUGGACUUCAUCAUCAUGGAGGUCCAGGUCAUAUGACAUGGAGCAAAUCUCACACUCCAAAAGCCAUAAAGAAAAGUAACGAGAACGAGGAAAAAGAUGAGAAAACCUCUAUAAAAAGUGUAAAAGAAAAAAACAAAAAACAAAAACACAAAUCAGGCAAACAUCGACGCUCGGUUUCUUCUAAAACAAAAAAGCAUGAAAGAGUUGGAACAAAAAGACAGUUUCUUGAGCAUCCAAUGAGUUUCCCACAUGGUAACGGUUUUCCAUAUCACACAAAUUCUCCAGGUUAUGGGUUUGGCAUGGGCUACCCAAUUCGAAGUGCAGGAUUUAUUGGACAUGGUGGUAUGGGAGGUUAUGGUGUAGGUCAUUUUGGUCAUCGAUAUGGAGGACACAUGAUGAGAGGAAUGGGAGGGUUUCAUAAUGGCGGUUAUAACGGAUAUGGAGGUCAUUCUUUAGUUAUUCAUAACCCUGUUCACAUGAUGGCUUAUGGCGGAAAUGGUUAUAAUGGAGUUAAUGGAUACGGAAGAGAAGGAAGUGGAUUUGGAAGAGAAGGAAAUUCUAUGAUGGACAACAUGCCAAUACAUUCUACUCAAUUUUCUGGUUUAUCACAUUCUGGUGAAGGAUUUGAGGGUCAUCAUAUUGGUAUGAAUGGAGGCUACUACCCAAGUCUACAUGGUUUUGGUGGUGUUAGUGGUAUUGAUGGGGGUCAUUCUAUUGGUGGUGAUUCUUUUAUCAACCCUCCAUCAAGUCACGGAUCAGGUGAAGGUUAUGGAUUCCAAAAUGGAGGAAUUAAUGGUGGAGUAGGAAUGGGAGGAAUAGGUGGUUUUGGGAGUGCACAUCAAAGUUAUCCUUCUGGAUUAGGAGGAAAUUUAUACAAUAACUUUGCUGGUUUUAAUGGAUUUAAUGAUUUUAAUCAUGAUCAUAACGAACUUCCAAGCCAUGGAUCUGGUAUAGGCUUAGAUCCUGGUAUGUCAACUAUGGGUGGUGAUGUUAUGCACUCAAUUGGAAUGGGUCAUCCAAUUGGAUUAGCAGUGUCUCAAGGUGUUCCAGGAGGAAAUGCAGGGUUAAAUUUAUUAGGAGGAGCAGGAGAAGUAGGAGGACCUAUUAGCGGAAUGCCAGGAACAGAUUUACCAGGAGGACUAGGAGGUGUAUCACCAUACGGAGACCAUGGUAAUGAUCAAGGGGGAUUUCCUGGAGGAGAAGGUGGUUUACCAGGAUUCGGAAGACAGAAUAUUGAAACAAUGAGACAAAAUGACCAAUCAUCUAGUGAUUCUAAUGGAUAUUAUCCUGGAAUGGGACACGCAGAUAAUCAAGAACAAAUGAACGGACCAACAAUGGCUGAUUCCAGAUCUUCGAUGUUUUUUCCCUUGAAAGAGGCAAUGACAACAUAUGGAUCUGAUCUACGAGCUAUGGAUUACCCAGGUGCUAGCAAAAAAUCUGAAGUACCUCUUCAAAAGAAAAAAAGAAAAAAUAAAGAGUAAAUUGAAAAACAGAUGAUGUUAAACCAGCCUCCGUCUUUUCGUAUUGGCAAAAAAAGAAAUAAAAAAUUGAUUUUAUGAUGGUAAAGACAACCGUUUGACCAUUGACAAUUUUGAUUAAUAAUUGAUCUUCGAAAAUGGAUGAAAACUUUUAAUUUUUAGAAACUAUUUGUUCACUAAUUUUUCUUCAGUCUUUUGUUUUAAAAAGAUUGCUAUAGAUAGAAUUUUAGCGCAUGACACGAUAGUCUGGUCUGGAAAAAAUAUAUAUAUAUAUAUAAUUUUUAUCGUUUAAAGUCUUGAAGUAAUACUGAGUUCCAAAAAAACCAAAGAAAAUCAAUGACAGUAAGAUUGUCGGCUAAAUAUGGAAUCACAUUUGUUUUUUAAAAAGCUAUAUUUAUUACGUAAACAAAACGUAAUUUUUGUAUACGUAUUCUUGUUAUGUUUUCUUGUUUCUUGUUAUCGUUAUUUGUUUUAACAUUGAAAUUAGACUUUUAUUUUUGACGUAUUCUGUUUGUAAUUUUGUGGAAAAAUUGUAAAACUAUAUUUUCAUGUAAAACAGAAGAUUCUUAAGUACUUUGUUAUAUGUACAUCUAAAAAAAAAAAUAAACAAA